Nymphaea colorata (pocket water lily) is the source of this 637-nucleotide messenger RNA. Its product is annotated as probable LRR receptor-like serine/threonine-protein kinase At1g51880. The record is from RefSeq and is a predicted model, not a curated record. Gene Ontology annotation, molecular function: ATP binding; protein kinase activity. Gene Ontology annotation, biological process: protein phosphorylation. Lineage: Eukaryota; Viridiplantae; Streptophyta; Magnoliopsida; Nymphaeales; Nymphaeaceae. The coding region runs from base 98 to 637 and encodes 179 amino acids. The transcript has 2 exons.
CUUCUUGAUUGCAGGGUUGGACUAUUUGCACUCAGGAUGUAAUCCGCCGAUCAUUCACAGGGAUGUGAAAACAACAAAUAUUCUUUUGAAUGCAAAGAUGGAAGCAAAAGUAGCAGAUUUUGGAUUGUCCAAAGCUGGCAAAAAGGACGAUGUGACGCAUUUAUCAACUGUAGUUGCCGGCACACCCGGAUAUAUUGAUCCUGAGUAUUACUGUACAAACCUACUCACCAAGAAGAGCGACGUCUAUAGCUUCGGUGUGGUUCUAUUUGAGCUCAUAACUGGACGUACUCCAUUGUUCGAUGUAUCCGGAGAGCGUUUCCAUAUAGUUCAAUGGGCAACGGCAAGACUGGUUAGAGGGGACAUCCAGAGUGUUGCAGACCCUAAACUGGGUGCGCAAUAUGAAGUAAACUCCAUGUGGAAAGUUGCAGAUCUAGCAAUGUCCUGCACCUCUCAACAAUCUCAUUCAAGGCCCCGCAUGAGUGAUGUAGCAAUCCAACUGAAGGAGGCCAUCGAGGUAGAGACUUACUAUCGACAGAGGACUGGUUGCUCAUUUGCAGAGGUUCAACAUUCAUCGUCAUCUUCUUAUGAAGUUUCCAGCUCAUUUCCUUCAGCUUCGUUUCUACCACCAGCCAGAUAG